Molecule: messenger RNA, 1745 nt
Organism: Trematosphaeria pertusa
Lineage: Eukaryota; Fungi; Ascomycota; Dothideomycetes; Pleosporales; Trematosphaeriaceae
Product: casein kinase II subunit alpha
Exons: 3
Coding region: 262-1335 (357 amino acids)
Biological process (GO): regulation of transcription by RNA polymerase III; regulation of transcription by RNA polymerase I; DNA damage response
Cellular component (GO): protein kinase CK2 complex; cytosol; nucleus
Molecular function (GO): ATP binding; protein serine/threonine kinase activity
Source: RefSeq, a predicted model, not a curated record
CAUCCUCGCCGCGAGCGCGACAGCGACAGCGACAGCGACAGCUCGUUUGGCCGCUUCCGCCGGCACAGGGCCAAGGCAGCCGCGCUCGGCGUCCUUGCAGGCCUUGCGUUCUUGUUAUUCCUUGCCGCCAGCCUCCGCUCCACCCCGCCAUCACCGCUGUCCGCGCCCUCCCACUCCCACCACUCCCCCAUUGCGAACGAGACCGCGGCCGACUCCUCGCCCGCGCUCGACGAGACGCUCGCUCCUCCAUCCACCGCCGAAAUGGCGCUCAACAGCAGCGCCGGCGCGACGUCGGUCGCCCGCGUCUACGCCGACGUCAACGCCAACAUGCCCCGCGCAUACUGGGACUACGACAGCGUCAACAUCUCGUGGGGCGUGCUCGAGAACUACGAGGUCGUGCGCAAGAUCGGCCGCGGCAAGUACAGCGAGGUGUUCGAGGGCAUCAAUGUGGUCAACUACCAGAAAUGCGUCAUCAAGGUGCUGAAGCCGGUCAAGAAGAAGAAGAUCAAGCGCGAGAUCAAGAUCCUGCAGAAUCUGAGCGGCGGCCCCAACAUUGUCAGCCUGCUGGACGUGGUGAGAGAUAACCAGGUUAGUGAUGGCUCCGAUUGGGUUGGCGACUGGAGUAAAACCCCGUCCUUGAUCUUCGAAUAUGUCAACAACACCGACUUCCGCAGCCUGUACCCCAAGUUCCAGGACUACGAUGUGCGGUACUACAUCUACGAGCUGCUUAAGGCGCUGGACUUCUGCCAUAGCAAGGGCAUCAUGCACCGCGACGUCAAGCCUCAUAACGUUAUGAUCGAUCAUGAGAAGCGAAAGUUGCGGCUGAUCGACUGGGGCCUUGCGGAGUUUUACCACGCCGGCACCGAGUAUAACGUUCGCGUUGCUUCGCGUUACUUCAAGGGUCCGGAGCUCCUAGUCGACUUCCAGGAGUACGACUACUCGCUCGACAUGUGGUCGCUCGGCGCCAUGUUCGCGUCCAUGAUUUUCCGUCGAGAACCCUUUUUCCACGGCAACAGCAACUCGGACCAGCUCGUGAAGAUUGCGAAGGUUCUGGGAACAGAGGACCUGUUCGACUACCUCGACAAGUAUGACAUUGAGCUCGACGCACAGUACGACGACAUUCUGUCGCGCUACCCGAAGAAACCCUGGCACUCGUUUAUCAACGCAGACAACCAGCGCUUCGUUAGCAACGAUGCCAUCGACUUCCUCGACAAGCUGCUGCGAUACGACCAUCAGGAACGACUCACAGCUAAAGAAGCGAUGAACCACCCCUACUUCGCUCCCGUCCGCCAAGCUGCCGCACAGAACCACAACGCGGGCACGUCUCAUUCUUGAAUGAUACCCUUUUCUCAGUAGACCUUAUCUAAUGCAAGAGAUAUGCAGGUGACGGAGCCGGAAACGCGAACAAUAUCAACCGGGUGCCGCCGACGCUACCUUCUAUUCGAGAAGCCCUUAGGAGUGGCCACUAGCCGGCAGGCUGAUGUCACAACUGAGCAUGGACCUAUCGGCGGGAGGACGAUCGAGGCGCGGGAACUAUCUUCAGUAGAACACGAUUACAUGUCGGCACAGUAUACUUCUGUCAGGCUUCGGCGAGCACCACACUCUUCCUUUGCAUUUAUGUUUCACCGCUCGGAGCUCUUUUUGGCAAGCGGUUGCGUGCGCUGGGAAGGAAUACGCUACAUUGCAUUUCCAGGGCGUUUAGUAUUCUAGUAGAGAUCCAAUUGAAACAAACAGACCGAUCCAUU